AUGUGUGAGGCCGGACGCAGCUGGGUGAGUGGAAUGGCGUGGUCGGUGUGGUACAUACUGGUACUGCAAGCCUGGUUCACGGCUCCUGCGCUGUCCAACUGUGAUUUCCCUUCCUACCUGCCACCGGGCGUUGUAUGGACUGCUACAUAUAGGAACAAGGGCUACCUCACACUCUACUUCAAACAGAACAUGAUCGAUGCAAUGUAUUGCCCGGGCCCCGACCAAACAUGCGUCAAAUACGAACGGAGUUGUAUUCAGGAGGUCGAGGCGGGCAAAUAUCUGGUGAAACAUCAACCCAAGGGACGAGACAGCUUCAACAGUCAUGCUGAGUUCAUGUGUAUGCAGUUCAUCAAGCGAUCAGACUAUAUCGUUCAGUUUAAAACAUCUGCAAAACUCAAUUAUCAGAAUCCAGAUUUUUGUUCAGAAGAGAAUUUGAAUUUAGACCACUGGCCCAUAUUGUCCCCAUCCAUGAUGAAGAGCCCUCCGAUUACAUGCCCUAUAGUGGGAGGCUACAACAUGCGUAUUCACGGGCCAGAAGGGGAUAUUUGUCCGGGCAAACUGGUGCUACCUCGCAUGGAAAGUGAAUGUGAGGAUGGCGACGGUAUUCGAUUCGACUUCCGGUACAACGAAUGUCUUCACCCUAAUUUAAAAAUGCGUAUACAACAGAGCGUGAAGUGUGUUACCUCAUGGGAUUACGGCAAGUAUACGUUCGUCAUCCUUCGGCCAGAUACAGACGAGUUUGAGGCAUGGUGUCUACGCAUCACACGGGAAAGCGUAGGUGAAGUGAAACAGAUCCAUCUUUUCAUGGACCCUGUGUGUGAUCCCGGGACAGGCAAUGGUCGUGGUCAAAUCACGAAAACGGACAAUUAUCUGUCCAUAACACUCCAGAAAAUCACCAUCCCCUCUGUGUGUGCUAACGAGUUCGAGGGAUGCAAUGACCGGCGGUUUUGCGACAACGAAGUAGUCGAGUUCUGUCAUCUGUCUUGCAAUCGCUGUGAACCAGAAACAGAGCCGUGUACUUUCCAGGAAAACAUUAGGGGAUCGUGGCUGCUAGACACUCGCGAUGGGCCACAAUACAUGAAUAUUUCAUCGUACAAGCUUUUUGUUCCAAAAUUUGGUAGAUUCCAUUGUUUAGCUAGAAAUGUGUCGGAAAACGAAAGUCGAACAGCUCUAUUACAUGUGUUUGAUAACGGUUGUUUUCCACGGUUCGCAUGUCUUGAAAUGUACCAGCCUGCCACUUCCGUGCGUCAGUUUCGACUCAGCAACCGCGUAAACUGGCCUCACUGGCCAAUAGACGAAGCGGAACGAUUUACCUGUAAAGACAACAAAUUUAAAACACUCAUUGAAAUGGGAGAAUCGACAAGAAAAGUAAAUAUUCCGACUCAGGUGUUAUUAGAAACAAAGGUACACUACAGCACUAACUGUAAACUACCUGACCACCUUGGCUUGAAAGCCAACUCACUUUUCUUCCGAGAAGGCGACAAGUGUAACGGAUGCUUGAUAUACGACCCGGCAACGAGACCAGAUAAGAUUGACAUUGUGAAAAUCAACUGUGAGGAAGCGGCCAACCAUAUUCAGUACCUCUGUCUGGCAACGCUGGACCUCGGCCCCAACACCAGGGGUGUGGUCACAGGGACCAAGCCCGACCGCGAAGGCCGGAUGACCAAGUUUUAUUGUUGGGUAUUCACAUUGGACGGCACCAAGCGUAAGAUUAUAGUUCUCAAGGCAGCUGACUGCAAUAUGCUGUCAGUGGAGAAGGUCCUGGAAGGCCUCUUGACGCCUGAAGGCAAGUUUGACGUAGUUGAUUCGGUACCGGGAGCUUGUCCUCCUCUUGGUAAUGAGGGUCAGUAUAACUCCGUUAAUAUGAUACCAAUCGAGGAAAUACCACUAACAAUUCAUGAGCGAUCCACAAGCCGACCCAAUUCCAUCAAUACCAAACCGCCAAUUACUAAUGUACAGAGUCAACAUACAGACAAUAAGUCAGCCUCUUCCAGGGGUUCUUAUGCUAGCAGUAUCGUAAUGGCCCUCAUAAUCCAAUCUUUACUGACGAGGAAAAAUCUCGCCUAGCCAGCUCCGCAAGUACUUAUCCGAAUCGAAGUAUGUGUCUCUAUGGCGCAACGUUUGUACGGCACCGGCUGGUGGUUAGGAGUACAAAUCACAUCAACAAUGCCUCAGUCUAAAGUGUGUUCUCAGCCAUGUUAAUCAGGUUUAAUGAUAAUGUCAUGUUUGAUCAAACAAGGGCACGUCAUUGAAUGAGCAUGAACGCUUAUAUGAACAGAGGAGAGCAAAUAAGUCGCUGAGUGGAGCAAUCCUGAACUUUCAAUAUAUAGCCUUGUAGACAGAUAUAAAUAGAAUAUAUAUUUUUUCUUGAACAUUUUGAUAACAUUGUUUUGGAAGAUGUGUAGGUGAAUUCUAAUGACAUGGUUUCUUGAAAGGGACGUAACUCCCACUAAUUGCUGCUGAUGUUAGAAAUUGUCCAAUUUUACGAUGAUCCCUUAGAAGCUGUAUGUAUGUUGUCUAUAUUAAGAGACUAUAUUAAAUGCGCUGAGAAUGGCUCAAAGAUUCCACAACAGAUAAGCAGAAAGUAGUCAGGGAACGAAUAAUAUAUUCCAUAUUUAUUAUGAAAUCGCAGAAUUCAAAUUCUUCUGAAUAACGUCAAGUUGUGUAAUACGCAGUGUGAUGUACACUAAGGUGGGUCUAACGUGUGUCGGCCUUAGUAUGCUGAUCUGACCGGACAACACAAUCGUGUGAAAUUAUUAGUCAUCCAGGUCACAGUAGGUUGCCAAAAAAAACAAAAGUAAUCAAAUCACUUUAGAAAUGGGAGAUACGUAUUUUAUUCUCCUUUUUGUUAUAUGCUAAAUUUCUUUUGCUAUUUUUAUUUUUUGAUGUUUGGUGUUUAUUGUUUAAUUUGUAUUAAUAACAGAAGUAAUGUUUUAUUGUGAAAUGCUAUGGAUGAUACUUAUGUGAUUCCGACAUAGUUCUUACAAGCGAAAAACAUUUUAAAUAGACCAAACCUUGAACUUAUAAAUUUAACUUUAAUGCUUGUGAUGGCGGUUUACAGUGGUCGAAAGAUUGGCUCAAUUGGUCAUUAUGAUCUGGUAAAUAUGACCAGUGAAUCACUGGGGUCUGGAAGCUGUUAUGCAGGCAUCAGAGUAAAUAGGUAUAGGUUUGUAAUACUAUGUAAAACAUAGUACAAAUUAGUAGUUUAGCAUGUUUACAUUGUACUAUGCUAUUCUUAUAUGGUUGUGUCAUAGUUGACACGUUGUAAUAUAUAUAGAUGUUAAUAGUCUUAAUGUUGCCAAAACUGUUUUUAAUUUGUAUCAUUUGAUGAGCUGUAAUUUCUUCUUUGUUUGUACCUGGAUUUGGUUUUGUACGUAGCCGACUAGAUGUUAAUACUUCGGAUAAUCUUUCUUACAUGUGACUAUUAUCAGAGGAAAGAGUAAGCAGGUCAAAGAUUGAACUGUUAGUGAGACUGGGGUUGGAACAUAGCCAUGGGACAGCAAAGCUAUAGGCUCGGGAGGUUUUAUACAAUAUUGGUGGUUAUAUAGACCCGCACAAUUAUAAUCCCCCGGGUGUUUCUAUGUUGGUGGAUGUAUACACUAUUGGUGGUUAUAUAGACCCGCACAAUUAUAAUCCCCGGGUGUUUCUAUGUUGGUGGAUGUAUACACUAUUGGUGGUUAUAUAGACCCGCACAAUUAUAAUCCCCGGGUGUUUCUAUGUUGGUGGAUGUAUACACUAUUGGUGGUUAUAUAGACCCGCACAAUUAUAAUCCCCGGGUGUUUCUAUGUUGGUGGAUGUAUACACUAUUGGUGGUUAUAUAGACCCGCACAAUUAUAAUCCCCGGGUGUUUCUAUGUUGGUGGAUGUAUACACUAUUGGUGGUUAUAUAGACCCGCACAAUUAUAAUCCCCGGGUGUUUCUAUGUUGGUGGAUGUAUACACUAUUGGUGGUUAUAUAGACCCGCACAAUUAUAAUCCCCGGGUGUUUCUAUGUUGGUGGAUGUAUACACUAUUGGUGGUUAUAUAGACCCGCACAAUUAUAAUCCCCGGGUGUUUCUAUGUUGGUGGAUGUAUACACUAUUGGUGGUUAUAUAGACCCGCACAAUUAUAAUCCCCGGGUGUUUCUAUGUUGGUGGAUGUAUACACUAUUGGUGGUUAUAUAGACCCGCACAAUUAUAAUCCCCGGGUGUUUCUAUGUUGGUGGAUGUAUACACUAUUGGUGGUUAUAUAGACCCGCACAAUUAUAAUCCCCGGGUGUUUCUAUGUUGGUGGAUGUAUACACUAUUGGUGGUUAUAUAGACCCGCACAAUUAUAAUCCCCGGGUGUUUCUAUGUUGGUGGAUGUAUACACUAUUGGUGGUUAUAUAGACCCGCACAAUUAUAAUCCCCGGGUGUUUCUAUGUUGGUGGAUGUAUACACUAUUGGUGGUUAUAUAGACCCGCACAAUUAUAAUCCCCGGGUGUUUCUAUGUUGGUGGAUGUAUACACUAUUGGUGGUUAUAUAGACCCGCACAAUUAUAAUCCCCGGGUGUUUCUAUGUUGGUGGAUGUAUACACUAUUGGUGGUUAUAUAGACCCGCACAAUUAUAAUCCCCGGGUGUUUCUAUGUUGGUGGAUGUAUACACUAUUGGUGGUUAUAUAGACCCGCACAAUUAUAAUCCCCGGGUGUUUCUAUGUUGGUGGAUGUAUACACUAUUGGUGGUUAUAUAGACCCGCACAAUUAUAAUCCCCGGGUGUUUCUAUGUUGGUGGAUGUAUACACUAUUGGUGGUUAUAUAGACCCGCACAAUUAUAAUCCCCGGGUGUUUCUAUGUUGGUGGAUGUAUACACUAUUGGUGGUUAUAUAGACCCGCACAAUUAUAAUCCCCGGGUGUUUCUAUGUUGGUGGAUGUAUACACUAUUGGUGGUUAUAUAGACCCGCACAAUUAUAAUCCCCGGGUGUUUCUAUGUUGGUGGAUGUAUACACUAUUGGUGGUUAUAUAGACCCGCACAAUUAUAAUCCCCGGGUGUUUCUAUGUUGGUGGAUGUAUACACUAUUGGUGGUUAUAUAGACCCGCACAAUUAUAAUCCCCGGGUGUUUCUAUGUUGGUGAAUGUAUACACUAUCGGUGGUUAUAAAGACCCGCACAAUUAUAAUUCCCGGGUGUUUCUAUGUUGGUGGAUGUAUACACUAUAGGUGGCUAUAUAGACCCGCACAAUUAUAAUCGCCCGGGGGUUUCUAUGUUGGUGGAUGUAUACACUAUAGGUGGCUAUAUAGACCCGCACAAUUUUAAUCCCCGGGUGUUUCUAUGUUGGUGGAUGGAUACACUAUAGGUGGCUAUAUAGACCCGAACAAUUUUAAUCCCCGGUUGUUUCUAUGUUGGUGGAUGUAUACACUAUAGGUGGCUAUAUAGACCCGCACAAUUUUAAUCCCCGGUUGUUUCUAUGUUGGUGGAUGUAUACACUAUCGGUGGUUAUAAAGACCUGCACAAUUAUAAUCCCCGGGUGUUUCUAUUUUGUUGGAUGUGUACACUAUUGGUGGUUACAUAGACCCGCACAAUUAUAAUCCCCCGUAUUAUAAUUACUGCUUUCUUUCUUUCUUUUUUUUUGUUAAAUAAUAAAUAACAAAAUCUGUUUUUUGGUUUUUCACUUUUUUAUUAGCGUUAACUUUUAUCACCCAACACUACACAUUUUGGCCUUAGUUUCUGCAUUCAAAAAUUGGACAUGAAGGAGAGCCUAUAAAAAUUCCUACAGAAAGACAGUCCCUAUGCCUGUAAAUGAAAGUCACUGAAAUGCACUAUUAAACUAAAAAGUAGGUUAAACUACAGAAUGUGAUAUACCAUUCCUCUGUUGGAUAAAUCUACCAAUAUGAGCGUCAAUUUCAUCCAGAAAUAGGCAGAACAUGUCCUUGGAAGGAUACGUUACAAAGCACUGAAUUAGUUUGUAGAGGUAAAUUGUUUAGCCCAAUUCAAACUGGAGACCUUCCCCGUUCUUGACUUCAGUGUCCUUCCCUACAAGUGCAGGCUUGACCAUUACCACCCCUGAAAUGAACAUUUAAUUAGGAAUGUGUUAUUGAAGUAAUUGAAUGAGUGUUCAAAAAAAUAGUUUGAUGCUGAACCAUUUGAUUGGCUUGAGCGUAAUUGGAGUAAAAUAUAUAAUGGCAUAACUUACCUAAGCACUCUGCAUAUUUGGAUAUUUUUAAUGGACGAAUAUAUGGAUAUCACUGCCAAGAUGGUUUUCAGAGAAUAGUCAUUUUUCCUCUUGAUACAGCAGGAUGUUGUAAAUGCACAAAAUAUUUGUGAUACCCAAUCCGAAAAUAUCUGUUUCACAGAAACAAUAUAUAUUUUUAUUUAAAUUAAAGCGAAACUGACGGCAUACUAUUCAAUUACUUCAAUAACACAUUCCUAAGGUGAUCAGAAAGAAUGGACUGCCCUGCCAAUCACAUCCAAGGGUCGCAGUUCCAUAAUAUAAUGUUGUUUGCAAAACAACAGUAGAUCGAUGUUUAAUCACCCAGAGAAGGCAGAUAGAUGGUUAAAUAAGGGAGUUUACUCCUGCAGUGGCCCGUUGUCGUCUCACCCACUCAGACUAUAGAGGCCGCAUAUAUCAUAUCUUUGUUAAACUUUUUAUCGUCUAUGGCGAAAAAGUACAAGGCGAAAUGACUCCUUUGUUUAUACUAUCACAAGCAUUAAUGGAUGCGUUUCAGUCCUUAUAUUAACUUUCAACAUAACAAGGAUUUUCUUGUAGGAUUUCUUUCGGUCCAGAUUAUUUAUUUACAUUUUUCUUUGUGCAAUUCGUAGAUAAACUGAACAACCCAAAAUUCCUGCAUUGUUAAUGUGUUAUAAUCCAGUAGCAGUAAGAUUCCUGUAUUGUUAAUGUGUUAUAAUCCAAUAGCAGUAAGAUUCCUGUAUUGUUAAUGUGUUAUAAUCCAAUAGCAGUAAGAUUCCUGUAU
Messenger RNA from Mizuhopecten yessoensis (Yesso scallop), 6921 nucleotides. RefSeq lists its product as uncharacterized. The transcript has a single exon. Lineage: Eukaryota; Metazoa; Mollusca; Bivalvia; Pectinida; Pectinidae. The record is from RefSeq and is a predicted model, not a curated record. The coding region runs from base 1 to 2067 and encodes 688 amino acids.